Molecule: messenger RNA, 856 nt
Organism: Schistocerca piceifrons (Central American locust)
Lineage: Eukaryota; Metazoa; Arthropoda; Insecta; Orthoptera; Acrididae
Product: nuclear pore complex protein Nup205-like
Exons: 5
Coding region: 132-722 (196 amino acids)
Source: RefSeq, a predicted model, not a curated record
CCUCCAGACCGCUUGCCAUUUAGCUCUGCACACUCGCAACUUGGUGGCAAGCCGUGGUGUGGAUCCUAGAGCAACAGUUGUAGUUCUGCGACCAAGCCUUGGGGAUCGAUUCACUCCAUUUGAUCAUCAUCAUGCAAGAGAGUUGCAAAACAUUGGAGAAGGAGGUUUCACCAUCACUGGGUGUUAUGGUGUACCAGCUCGUGCAGACAGUGUCGUACCAACAGAAGGAAGCUGCUGCACUGGAACUUCUGGUUCGGCAAAAAAAUUCUUUGUCUAGUAUGAGUGGUGCUGAACUUAAACAGUUUCUUCCAGAAGGUGCGAGUCACGUGAAGGCACUUCCCACACGCCGAUCCAUCGCAGCUCAAGAGCUGGAGAAACGAAUUAGACGCAAAAAAUGGGAGAUGAAACUAAUCGCUUUUCUGUUGGACAACAGUCUCUACCUCGUGUGGUGCCACCUGGAUUACUAUAUGUUGCGUGCUAUACCUCGGUCACGUUUUGGGGAUUCUACAUCUGGUGUGCUGUCAACUCUUAGUGAAAUGUCGUGGCAAAUUUCUGCCGAUGAUGUAAGCAACCUGAAACAGAGUUUGGUCUCGGUAUUCAAUGACAGCUUCAGCAAACAGCUGAUUGAAACAAAGAAGGAUCAUUCUGCCAUAGAGAGGGGAUUUGUAGAAGCAAUGCUUAGAAGAAUUAAGAGACUGAUACAGUUUGCACCAGUUAAGUAAUGUUGCGGGAUAAGAAAGAUUUGUAUCAUUUCACAGAGUGCUUGUUAGUAAUGUAACUUUCUUGUGAUUAGUAAUGUACAUUGUUUUGUAAUUUUUUAAAUAAAAAUGUUGAUGAUUUCUACACUAUUUUCAAA